This is a messenger RNA of Pogoniulus pusillus (Red-fronted tinkerbird), 2239 nucleotides long. RefSeq names its product thymidine kinase 1 (gene TK1). The record is from RefSeq and is a predicted model, not a curated record. Lineage: Eukaryota; Metazoa; Chordata; Aves; Piciformes; Lybiidae. Gene Ontology annotation, biological process: thymidine metabolic process. Gene Ontology annotation, molecular function: thymidine kinase activity; ATP binding. Bases 188 to 862 code for a protein of 224 amino acids. The transcript has 7 exons.
UUUUGGCGCCCGCGCCUCAUUGGUCGGAGCGGCAGCGCCGUGCGUCAACCGUCCUCGGCUGGCUGGCGCGGCCGCGGUGGGUGUGAGGCCACCGCGGAUUGGUCGGCGGCGCGGCGGAGAGAGGCGCGCGCGGGCAGUCAGUCUGUCGGUCUGUCCAGUCACCCAUCCACCCAUCCGUUCGGGAGCCAUGAACUGUCUGACCGUGCCCGGCGUCCACCCUGGCUCUCCCAGCCGCCCCCGCGGGCAGAUACAGGUGAUCUUCGGCCCCAUGUUCUCCGGGAAGAGCACGGAGCUCAUGCGGCGGGUGCGGCGGUUCCAGCUCGCUCAGUACCAGUGCUUGCUGGUGAAGUAUGCCAAGGACAUACGAUAUGGUACCGCUGGUGUCUGCACACACGACAGGAGUACCAUGGAGGCCCUGACAGCCUGUCUCCUCAAGGAUGUGUACCAGGAGGCGCUGGGCUCUGCUGUCAUCGGCAUUGAUGAGGGACAGUUUUUUCCAGACAUUGUGGAAUUCUGUGAGAUGAUGGCCAAUGCUGGGAAAACUGUCAUUGUUGCUGCUCUUGAUGGGACUUUCCAGAGAAAGGCUUUUGGAAGCAUCCUGAAUCUGGUGCCACUGGCUGAGAGCGUGGUGAAACUGAACGCCGUGUGCAUGGAGUGCUACCGAGAAGCCUCCUACACAAAGAGGCUGGGAGCAGAGAGGGAGGUUGAAGUGAUUGGAGGAGCAGACAAGUACCACUCCGUCUGCCGAGCCUGCUACUUCCACAAGCGACCUCAGCAGCUUGGGUCGGAAAACAAGGAGAACAUUCCCCUGGGGGUGAAGCAGGUGGACGUGACAGCCUCCCGGAAGAUCUUAGCUUCUUGACUGCUGGGCUUCCACAUGGGGAAAAUGGAGUGGAAGGAAGCUGAAUGUUGUGAUUCCCAGAUGGCGUAUCUGGCUUCCUCUGCUCUUAGCAAAACUGUUGUUUUAGCUCUACCUGCCAAACCAAGCCACUGUUCCUCUGCACCAAGCACAAGGGAAAAGAAGGAUCAUCUGGAUCUGGUGCUGUGGAAGAACUGGAUCCUGACUAAAAGUUAGUUCCUUUCUCAGAUCACAGGAAAGGGACAGAUGUAGUUGCUGAUGCUGACAUUCAAGUCCUGAGAACUGUCACACCAUCUUUGUGUGGCUUUCAUCUCUUGCCACAGUUUUGGUCUGCUCUGGUCUUCUGCUUCUGGUUCAGAGCAGCACGGAUGAUUGGUUCAGUUACUGUUUCUUUCCCUCUUCUGAGCUGUUGCUAAAUCGAAGGUUUCUUAAGACAGUGUAACUUAGUAUUUUAAACCAACUUCCUUUUUUAAUGCACAACCUCUCCCUUGUGAGAGCUUUGGCACAACUUCUAACUGACAUCCAUCGAGGCAGCUUGCCCCUUGACUGUCCCUGGCAUGUCCUUUAGCUGUUAUACUCACUUUUGUCUUGUAAAUUGCUUUUGAAACGUUUGGGGGGGUGGGGAGGGAAGAGGGAGAUGAAAGAGAGGCUUCACUUGAUCAGCCCAACCACAGGCUCUUGCUAGCUUUUGAUCUGUAAGAGGGAUAACAGCAGCAGUCUGUGUAUUAAGAUAGAGUCUUUCUGGGAGAACUAAACUUCACUCUGGGAAUAUCCUGUCCUCCAAAAUCAGGACGAUUUUUCCCAGGUCCAAGCUUGGUGCUACCACUUCAGUGCUUAGUUACAUGGGAAGGGUUUAGAGGCUCAAAACUUAAGAUGUAAAAGUUUGCACUGUUUAUGGGAAGAUCCAGCUACCUGGAAAAGGCUUUGAGUGGGUGGUUCUCAAGUUGUCAUGUAUCUUGCUCCUGCCCUAGCCUUCUAAAACUUCCCAAAGGUUGACUCUUCCUUUACUGCAAGUUGACUGAAGUAUCCUCUUCUCCCUUUGCUUAACUUGGCUUCUGGAAAGCUGUGGGCUUUUUUCCCCUGCUCCUUGAAAAAAGGCUGUGCACUGCAAGCCAGCGUUCACAAGCUCAGAGCAGUUCUGGCCAGGUGAAGUAUCCAGGUGCAAAUGCAGUGCUUACUGUUUUCCUAGGCCGCCUAGCUCAGAGAAGGCACCUCCCUAGAAGGUCACAAGAGCUGCCUGCAAUCUCUGCUCCCCUGACGUUAGUGGGAGUGACAACAGUUGUAGUACACACAAGCGCUUCACUGCCAGGGCUGGGCUUUCCCCCUGAGGACAGACAGCAGCAUUGCUACUGGUUUAGGUCAAUAAAUAAUAAGAUUCUA